AGUAAACCUACGAGGAACACAGCCAAGAUGGUCAAAUUCUACUCCCAAUCCGAGACCUAUGCCUACCCCUUCCCCGCCGUAACCCUCGCCUACUUCCUGCGCUACCCAAAUCCUUACUCCACACACGUCAUCUCCACCGACACCAUCGCGCGCUCCUACGACCCGGAAACACAGCGCCUCACAACCGUGCGCCUGCACCUCAAGCGUUCCAAGUUACCGGCCGCGGUACUCAAGCUAGUCCCGCGGUCACUACUGGGCGCGUCUGCUUCAGGCGACACGCAGACUUUUAUCCUGGAGCGGAGCGUGGUAGACAUGAAGGAGGGCGUCAUGGACGCGGAGAGUCGAAACUUGGAAUGGACAGGCGUUUUGAGUGUCGUGGAACGACAGGUCUUCAAGCGGCCGGUGCCCAUGGUGCCGGAUGAGGAGAAGGUGUGGAAGGGCAUGGAGGGUGCAGCACGACGCCAUGGAUUCCUCAACUUUGGCUCUGGUGCAAAGGUAGAGGAUAGUGGGGAUACAACAGACGUCACUAGCUCUGUCACACUACACAGUCACAUUGGCGAGGCGUGGAAACGGAAGCGAGAGGCUGCCAGAGAAGACGCCGCGAAAGAGAGUAGCGCAGAAGAGGAGCCGCCCAAGAUGGGAUUCUUCCGCACUUGGGGCACCGCUGCUCUUCAACGAAACAUUGAGAAGAUUGGCCUCACCCGCGCACAACGAUCACAACCAAACGCUCGCGAGGGCAUGAAAGUCGUGCUCGAGCGCAUGCGCGAAGGCGGUCUAGUCGCAGUGCUGGAGGGCAUGCGUCAGGACCGUGAAACCAUACUUGCCGGGAACUCCUUCAAUAUAGGCAGACGAGGGGAUGACGAGUGAGCGGAACUCGACUCGGAAGGCAAUGUGCAAUGUGCGAUGUGACAUGUAUGAUGGUUUUUGGAUGGGAGGUAUUUAGCGACGGCGUUGGUAUUCGUACUUUCCUCAUUUUUCAUUCCUGGUCUCCCCGCUCCUGCAUGGCACGAGCAGUCAAGUCGAGUCAUGACUUUGCUUGCUUCACGGGACAAGUUCCUUGUAUCAUAUCAUGUUCAAUGGGUCAUUCACGGACUGGCUGGCGG
Molecule: messenger RNA, 1103 nt
Organism: Dothidotthia symphoricarpi CBS 119687
Lineage: Eukaryota; Fungi; Ascomycota; Dothideomycetes; Pleosporales; Dothidotthiaceae
Product: MSF1-domain-containing protein
Exons: 1
Coding region: 28-867 (279 amino acids)
Biological process (GO): phospholipid transport
Cellular component (GO): mitochondrial intermembrane space
Molecular function (GO): phosphatidic acid transfer activity
Source: RefSeq, a predicted model, not a curated record